AUGGGCUCUGUGAAAUCUCGAGGCUCCAAGGCAGAAGCCCAGGUGUUGAUGAUGGGUCUCGACUCUGCCGGCAAGACCACGCUCCUGUACAAGCUGAAAGGUCACCAGCCUGUGAAGACCCUGCCCACAGUUGGUUUCAAUGUGGAGCUUCUAGAAGUGCCGGGUCAUAUGUCUCUGACUCUCUGGGAUGUGGGGGGCCAGAGUCAGCUCAGAGCCAGCUGGAAGAACUACCUGGAAGGUACGGACAUCCUCAUCUAUGUGUUGGAUAGCACCGACAAGGUUCGCUUGCCUGAAGCACUGGCUGAGCUGACUUCUGUCCUGGACCACCCCCACAUGGCCAGUGUCCCUUUCUUGGUGCUUGCCAACAAGCAGGAGGCACCUGAAGCUCUGCCACUUCUGGAGAUCAGAGAUAAGCUGAGCCUAGAGCAAUUCCAGGGCCACAAUUGGGAGCUCCGGUCCUGCAGUGCUCUCACUGGUGUGGGGCUGCCUGAGGCCUUGCAGAGCCUGGGAAACCUCCUGAAGUCCCGAAGCCACCAUGUGUCCAGGUGA
Messenger RNA from Suncus etruscus (white-toothed pygmy shrew), 549 nucleotides. RefSeq names its product ADP ribosylation factor like GTPase 11 (gene ARL11). The record is from RefSeq and is a predicted model, not a curated record. Lineage: Eukaryota; Metazoa; Chordata; Mammalia; Eulipotyphla; Soricidae. Gene Ontology annotation, cellular component: cytoplasm. The transcript has a single exon. Gene Ontology annotation, molecular function: GTPase activity; GTP binding. Gene Ontology annotation, biological process: intracellular protein transport; vesicle-mediated transport. Bases 1 to 549 code for a protein of 182 amino acids.